Molecule: messenger RNA, 1758 nt
Organism: Tetrahymena thermophila SB210
Lineage: Eukaryota; Ciliophora; Oligohymenophorea; Hymenostomatida; Tetrahymenidae
Exons: 2
Source: RefSeq, a predicted model, not a curated record
AUGAAGAAUUUGUUCACCAAUAACAAGUUUAGAUAAACAUUUUAGGAAGACUGCUAAUUCUCACCUUUACUAGAUCCUAAACAGACUCCUAAAGUUUCUAGUCUUACUACUUUAAAGAUUGAUUAAUCAUAUUAAGAAAAAACAUAAUUUCCUUUUUAUGUUAAAAAAACUAAACAUACAGAAGAAAUAGAAGAAAAGCAAGUAGCAUUAACAAAUAAUGAUGAAUCUUUUGAGAGCAAAAAAAGCCAAACGAUUGAUUCUACUAAAUAAUUCCCUCUUAUCACAGAAUCCACAAUUGAAAAGAAAACACCUCAAUUUUCUCCUUAAAAAAUGAUUCUAAUGGCUGUUAAUAUUUUUAAUAAAUAGCUUGUCUAAAUAAAAUCCACAAAUCAAGAUCUUUUAACACCAUAACAAUUCUACAAGCUUAGAGAAAAAAUAAUCAAACAUAUCAAUGACUGUAUCGCUUUGAUCAAAGUAUUGCUUAAGCAUUUACAGCGCAUUAAUAAUUCUCACCCUUAAAAGGCAACUCCUUCUUAAACUACUGAUGUGUAAUAAUUACAAUGUAAUUAAAAUACACUUUCUCAAAAGUAAGAAAAUUCUACUAUUCAGAAUAUAAAUGGAUAUCACUUAGAUCUCAUUUAAUUUUGUAUGGAAGCUUUUGAGUAACUUAACAAGUAUUAAAUAAACUAUUAAGAAACAAUUACCUUAAUGGAAUAGUUAUUUAAAACAUUUGAAGGAUAUAAUUUUUUGACUAAUUUGCCUUACAUUUAAAAUAUCUAGUUAGAUUACAUUUCAAUUCUUUUACGUUGUGGAUUUCUAAAAAAGGCUGAGCGUAGCUUCACUUAGAUGUAAUAACAUAUUCAAUAGUACAUAACAUAACAGAUAGAAGAUCCUAAGUAGGCUACUAGUUAGCAAAUCAAAAGCUAGGAUUGCGCUUAUGAAGCAAAAAGAAGUAGACUAAUUAAGGAAUCCUAACAAGACGGAUUAAAAAUGAAUUAAAAAUUUGAUCUUUACAGAUAUUAUAUUCUACAUUGUUAGUUCUUGAAUGAAUAAGGAGAAAAAGAUCGUUGUGCAGAAGAGAUUAAUAAUAUAUAAGAUUCUUUAAAAGUUGAUGCUUUCAUGCUUAAAAUUAAUAUGUUUAUUGAGCGUUAGCAACAUGAAUAAGCUCUUUACUUAAUUGAAUAAGGAAAAACAAUUUUUUAGAGACAUAAACAACCUCUGGUUUUCCUUUAGCUUAUGAACUUGAAGCUUAAAGUUCUCCUUGCUUAAAGAUAAUACUCUACUAUUCAUGCACUUUUAUAAGAAAUCAAAGAGUAUUUUGAGUAAAGCAAGCUUAAAAUCAGCAUAGAAUUUUGCUAAUCUUUACUUUACGAAAGUUAAGCUUAUCUAGCAAAUGGAAAUACAACUGAAUGCAUUAACUUAUUGGAAGAAGCUAAUGUAAUAGCAAAGGAAAUACUUAAGGAUAGAUAUAAUCAAUCUUCAAUUACAGCUGAUAUUUACUAUUUUAAAGCUCUUUGUUGGCUUUAGCAAAGCUAAGAAAUUUAAAAUUAAGAAGAAAAACAUUUUGUUUUAAAAAAUGCUUAACAAAUAUGCCAGUUAUGCAUAAAAGUAAGAAAAAAUUAUCUUUAUAGCAAGCAAGAUAAAAAUCAGAAAGUGAUAGAUGCCUUAUCACUCAAUGUGAAUUUGUUAGCACUUACAAAUUAAAACCGUGAAUGCAGAAAAGCAUCUGCUGAACUAGUUGAAUAUGAAUUAAUUUGA